AUGAAGACUGUUAUUCUAGACUGUUUGACUAAUCUAAAUUUGGCGUCUGAAGAUCUGAGCACCGUCCAUAAUUCUGUUCUACAAUCGCUGAAUUCUGCGGAAGUGGCGGCAUUGCCCGUCCUAGUAAAGUUCGUCCUCCAGUUAACAGACUCGCAAAACGCAGAUCACGUGGCUUCUGCCUUGAGGAACUUUAUCGAUUUGAACUACAUUUUGAGACCUCCACACUGCACUUAUGGAUUGUUGACUUUGGACGCCCUCAAGUCGGGAUUUCAGUUUCAACCUCUCAUUGGCUCUUCUUGGAUCACCGGCCUCGAAAAGGUUGAAUGCUUGGAACUUAUAGACGUUUAUGUUCUUCUGCACAUGUUGAGUUUGCACCACCACAAGAAAAGACGUCUUGAAACUUUCAUUAAAAAACUGGUCAGAAAAAAGCUACUGAAUGCACACGUGGCGGAGCAACUCGUUGAAGAGCCCAUUCUCUCUGCCUUUAAAACGUCCAUGAAUUCUCUGAUCGUCCAGUGUUCCCAUAUGCUUGCGAGUAACGAGGUGGCGCUUAGAGACUUUGCGAGUGGGGCAUAUAGAAUACUUUUUGAGAAGUUGGGUGGAGAAGGCCGCCAAUGGAUCGUUAGUAACCUCGUGGUCCACAUUGGCAGUAAACAACCAAAGGAAGUUGCCACUGCAGUCGAUAUUUUACACGCCAUUUCUGAGGAGUCGCUGCCAUUGCUGCGUCCCUUUGAGCCUUUCAUUAAAGCUAUUCUGGACUACAUCGACGAAUUUUCUACUACCGAAGUGCGAAAAAUUUUUUCAGUCCUGUGCGCGCUCGGCUCGGAAAGUAAAGAAACCGGUCUCGAUGAUGUCCACAUGGUCGUUCGAAAGCGCCUCUCAAGUGCAUACCUCCGUCACAAACGAGUUGGUAUUGUUGGUGCUGUUGUUAUGAUUCGUUAUCUGGAUGCCCCUCAAGAAUUCAACCUACUCGAUACCAAUCUGGACCUGUUCACGGAGACGGGUGCACCAGCCUCUCCUGCCGCAGCGAGACGAAUCUCUGUUGUGCUCGAUAUGCUUACCGGUAUCGCGCACAUUUCAUCCUGCAGCGCGCUCAUUUGCGAGGAAUUUGCUUUGCUCCUCUCACACGUGUCGCUGUCUAUGGAAGUUGUGGCGGAAGUCAGAAGGAGAUUCACUAGAGAUUUUGAAGAGGCUUUUCUUUGCAGCAUCGACGACGUCUCUACCGGCAUGCUCUUCAGCGAUGUUCCCGAAAAGCCGUUCGAUCUGUUGGCCGUCGCCUGCAUGCAUAAUCUGGAUGGCAACGCUGCACUGAUCGCUGUCAACCUUCUUUCAUUGCCAAUGCAAAAGACUCCGGAGAGUUUUGGCGUUCUUUUUUCACAGUUUCAUCUUUUGCAAAUGUGCGAGAAGCGCAUGAACAACGGCUCCUUACGAAAUAUCGAUGCCACGUUGGGCUGCCCUUUGGUGAUGCUGGAGCGCGCAAAACUCGACGGCCUAUCAAAAGAUCCCGAGUUGCAAAAGUUUUACUGUGAAGUAUUGUUGGCUUGUGCGAAUUGGCUGCGCACGCUUAUCAAUGCGUUUUCAUCGCAAAACUCUGCAGAAACGCGUCGCAAACUGGUCCAGCGCCUUCAUUUAUUGUGUGAAGUGGAGGAGGAGCUGACCGGGCUGGCCCCGUACAACGGGGAGGCGGCUUCUAAGGAAAGACAGAGCAGACUUCUUGGAACGCGCUUUUUAAUAAGAGAGCUGAACUUCGACGCUUUAGGCCUUUUGAGUCUCGGCUCGACUCUUGACCCGGCUACUGCGCAGGGCUUAUGCAGAGACACCGAAGGUGCCCUGCUGCUGAACGCUCCGCAGCUCGCCCUUCUCACAGAGGAGUUAGAGCGCAAGCUGGUUAUCUUUCCUCCAAAAAAUGGUGCAGAAACCACGUGGACCUCCUUGGUUUCGCUGCUGCCUUUUCUUUGCAAGCACAUAGAAACUGCACUGCGUGCUUACCAGGGCUUGUCAAACCGAAGUGACUGUAAAAGUGAAACAAUUUCUGCAAUAUCGAGACUAGCAGAAAUGAUUUUAACUUGUUUUAAGAAGUUACUGACCAAUGAAGAUUCUACUCGUUCCCGUUUACUUCACGAAAUUGUGACUAUCUUCUCCAACCGCAUCGAGGCAAAGUCGCACGCCCCACUCUCUUUUCUCCAGUUAUGCGAGCGAGCGUUCAGUUACCUUUACGGUCUUGUGCCGCUCCUGCCCUCAUUCAAAGCCCAGAAGGAACUUUAUUCUGCGCUGACUUCAUUGGCUAAAGCUACCGAUCUUUUCUCGGCUCGACGUGAUCAGCUGGAAGCGCUCGUCAGGCGAAUACUCGCUUGCGCGCAUCCCCAACAGCACUGUUUUUUAGAAGAGCUUUCUUCCAGCGAACUCUCCUCUCUUUUGACCUCCUUUUUUAGUUUGGUAGAAAAUAAAGAAGCGGAGCUUCAGAUUUUGAUAUCGAAGAUGGAAAUGUUGUUUGAGUGCGGUAGUCAUAAUAAUUUGUGCAUCGGUGCAGUAUAUCUAAAGACCGCGCUGACACAGAUAGUGGGUCAGCUGAAAGUUCUUUUUGAACAUGAGCCCGACAGGCAACUUAGCGACGAGAUGCUUCUACGGUGCAGCGUGCUAUUGGUGGGAAACUUUGCACGUUGCAUCACGGCUGUCAAAAACAUCGAAAAUAAUAAACUUUUUAAUAUUUUGCUGAAGUUGGGGCGACUCUUUUUGGAGGCUUUUAUACGCGUGGGGAUGCCUUUUUUGGAUCAACACUUUUUAAGAUUUAAGGAGGACAUCAGUGCUCUACUGAAAAACUUGCAAAUUGUCACUCGCUAUCUGCACAUCCUUUGCAACCACUCAAAGGAGCGGAAAAGUAUUAUUGCCUCGAAGCACGUGCCCGCUGUGCGGAAGGCGAUGGAGGCGCUGGUGUACCGAGUCAAGCACAUGGUGGAGGUCAACAGCUGCGAGAGUGUUUUCUGGCUCGGCGUCCUGAAGCACCGCAAUUUGCAGGGCGAUGUGGUUUCCUCUCAAUUCGAGCCGGGCUCCUGUCCGAGCGAGACAAGCGGCAGUAUCGUUGGGGAUUCCGCUAGUUUUCCUACUAAUCACUGCUCCACCCAAGACUACGACGAAAGUUUUUCUUAACGGCACUUCCCUAGAACUUUUUCCUCACUUUAUAGGAAUAAAACUGC
Zophobas morio is the source of this 3194-nucleotide messenger RNA. Its product is annotated as Fanconi anemia group D2 protein homolog. Gene Ontology annotation, biological process: double-strand break repair involved in meiotic recombination; interstrand cross-link repair; mitotic intra-S DNA damage checkpoint signaling. The record is from RefSeq and is a predicted model, not a curated record. Lineage: Eukaryota; Metazoa; Arthropoda; Insecta; Coleoptera; Tenebrionidae. The transcript has 28 exons. Gene Ontology annotation, cellular component: nucleus; condensed chromosome. Bases 1 to 3147 code for a protein of 1048 amino acids. Gene Ontology annotation, molecular function: DNA polymerase binding.